AUGCCUACGGGUGAUGACCUCCCCGUGGGGCAGAUCCCUGUCGGUGAAGAAUCUCCACAAGAGCACUUUGUAACGGGAUCAAACGGCGAAAAGUUUUAUAUUGGAGAGAACACCUCGCUAUCAUUUUUGGAUUAUCUUCGACAUAGUCUGAGACCAUGGGUGGGUGCAACCUCAUUCACCGAAAGCGAGCGCGGGAACACUUUACUGGAACCGGAAAUGGAUGAAGUCGCUGGCGAGGAAGUCCAUUUAGACCUAGCAGAGAAGCGCGAGCUGUUCCAAUCUUAUUGCGAGGUGUCAAGUGGCAUUUUGCAUCUGUUCGCCGAUGAUGAAGUCGAGUUACUUCUCACGGCAAACACCGGAAAUGAUUCCCCAAAAUAUAAUGGCGAAGACAUUGCGGCUAUGGACGCAGCAUUAGCUAUUGGUGCGCAAGCCCGGGCAUCUGCACCGCACGAUGCAUACAACGCUAUGACACUCUUCACCAGAGCGCGAUGUGUCGCUUUCCAAGACAUGCUUGCCAAUCCUAGUCUCGCUAUUGUCAGAUUAUGUCUCCUUUUGUCAUUUUAUACUCUUGGUGCAUCCCGACAGAGCGCUGGAUCCAUAUAUCUUGGAAUUGCUUCCAAAGCGGCCGUCGUUCUUGGUCUCCAUCAGCCCAUGAGCUGGAAGUCCCUCAAACUAAAAAGUGGUUAUGGUGUAAGGCUACGCAUAUGGCAUAGUUUAUGCAUAUUAGAGGUCCUGACGAGCUCCCUUCUUGGCCGACCAUGCACCGUUCCACGGGCAACCCGCCAUAACGUUCAAUCACUACCCUUCGACGCCGAAGAGCCAGCAUUUAAUGCGGUGUUGAAAGGGGUCGUGUUACUAGAUGACAUAUGCUGUCAACUCAACAGAGGUGCUAUGAACGAUAUCCCCACUGCCCAAAACCUCCUUCAAAGGCUUCGGACAUGGAGCCGGGAUCUACCACCAUCGCUUCGUCGGUUCUCCUACACCAACGGAGUAUCGAUGGCUUAUUCCGAUCGCAAAAAAGCCUUCGGUAGUAUCCAUGUGUCUAGUCUUUAUUAUUUCGCUGUCAUACUCGUCACUCGGCCAUUCCUGAUCGAGACUUUUAUGACAAGAAUGCGCCAGCAAUCAGGCUUAUCGUCGCAAGGGCCGCUUGAUCCGCAGCGAGCAUCCCUGGCACAAGUCUGUAUGAUAUCAGCCAUGCAUAUGGGACAUCUGUGUCAACAAGUAGCCUCUGUUAUGACGGCUUCAGACCUGCCAUUCGGGAACCUGGGAUUGUUCAAAUCCUGGGCCUUUGGAAGUGGUUUAGUUCUUGGAUUCUCAAUAUUUGCUGGAGAAUCACAGGACGAUCUGCGAGGCGCAUUCUCUGGUGUUGUUAAUCUUCUCGAAACAGCCGGCGCUGUUAGCCCUCAAUCUAGGGUGUAUAGUAAGACACUCCACGAGCUAGAGGAAACGAUCAAUCUCUACCAGCGUCUGGCUUCUCGCAAGGCUCGCUCUGUAGCAGACCAGUAUGUUGAUGAAAUAUUGGUCUUUGACACGGGACAGGGUGUAUCAAUGUCGUCAAUGCAAAAUUCUGGGCCGCAAGAUUUCACACCAAGAGCAGGACCUGACUUGGAAACUAAUUGGCAAAUGUCGAAUCAUAUGGUUCACACAGAGAUUAAUGCCGAUUUAUUUAUCGAUGAGGGAUGGGAGGACCUUGGGUACCAAUUCUCUGACAACUUUGCGCUGGAUUUUGGGGUGGCUCUUCUAUAG
Messenger RNA from Penicillium expansum, 1746 nucleotides. Its product is annotated as fungal specific transcription factor domain-containing protein. Bases 1 to 1746 code for a protein of 581 amino acids. Gene Ontology annotation, molecular function: DNA-binding transcription factor activity, RNA polymerase II-specific; RNA polymerase II cis-regulatory region sequence-specific DNA binding; zinc ion binding. Gene Ontology annotation, cellular component: nucleus. The record is from RefSeq and is a predicted model, not a curated record. Gene Ontology annotation, biological process: DNA-templated transcription; positive regulation of transcription from RNA polymerase II promoter by galactose. NCBI's taxonomy places the organism in Eukaryota, Fungi, Ascomycota, Eurotiomycetes, Eurotiales, Aspergillaceae. The transcript has 5 exons.